This is a messenger RNA of Coregonus sp. 'balchen', 4528 nucleotides long. Lineage: Eukaryota; Metazoa; Chordata; Actinopteri; Salmoniformes; Salmonidae. The record is from the annotation of a GenBank genome assembly.
GAUAGUCUGUGAGAUGGAUGCUGCCCCAGCAGACAGCAAGCCUGGCCCGGUCCAACUGUGUGUUGGGGAGUGCAGACCUGAUCUCAAGACUCACUCUGCCCAACUCUACGCCUUUGUGGUAAGACACUGUUAUCAUUAAUAUUUUAUGUUUUAAGUAUUUUUUGAAAUUAGAACCGUUUUUUUACGCUUACAUUGACAUACAAAUAGUAAUAAAAAAGUAAUACACUUGGCAAAAUAACCAAUAACUCUACACUACUGGCUGAUGACUAUUAAAACUCUAAACGUUUCAGAAUGAGGAAGAGAAGUAUUCCUCAAGCUUUCUUCAAUGUCGACCACCAUUGUUGUCUUGUAAACCAGAGAAUAAGGCCUACCAAUGCACUGAAAUGAUGAAGCCUUUUCCUGAAGUAUGUUAUGUUGAAAUACAUAAUUGCACAGUAAUUACCACAGAGAUGCCCAGGGAAUCAGCAGUGAUUAAAUAGACAAUCGGUGUUGUCAACAGUAGGUGUUGUCGUACAGUAGUAAACCCUAAGAGAAUACCUGAAUGAACACCUCCACACUUGCCUUCAUCCACACCUGUAUCUCACCCAUACUAAAGCUAGCCUGAAGCUAACUGAUAAUCAACACUCCCAUUCACACACUCCCAAUUAGCCACCACUUAACAAUUAACAACCGCUAGUAAUUACUAGAACUGUUUUCAGAGUAGCGCUUUAGCCUAUCCCCUGACUAGUAGAGCACUGAGUGAGGAACCGUGUGUGUGUGUGACGUUUGUGUGUCUGCACUGACACUUUUGACACCAAAAAUGUGUGUUGCUGCUCAGGGAGUUGCGACAUCAUCACAGCGCUGUAUGUGGCUACUACAGUACUUUACCUGCAAUUCCCUAAUAUCACAGCCCCGUUAAAGAAAAUGACACAUAACAAAAGCUCUCUUCAAUUUUGUAGACAACCAAACACUCUCCGCGCACGUGUGUGUGUGUGUGUGUGUCCAUCUAAUUGUGUCAGCGGCGCUGAGGAGCAGUCCGACUCUGUUUUGUCAGUGUCUCUCAGCAUUCCAGCCUAGCUGUCUGUCUGUCUGUGUGGGUGUUUCUCCAGCUGUCUGUCUGUCUGUCUGUGUGCUCACUGAUGACAGGCAGGCCGACUGGGCGGGGCUACUGUAAACACUAGUUAUUUUCAGGUUUUAAAGGUUCAAUGGAAUAGAACUCAGCAAUGCAGAACACAGCAACACAACACAGGAUGAGUAGGAUUGCAGAGGGACUUUAAAAGCUCCUGGUUUUAUUUUACUCCCUCUUUACAUGGGGUCGCGGUGCAGAGGGAGGGCAUGCCACGGACCGGGGCAGUUGAAAGCUAUUAUUGUCUGCUGUGGCUCGGUAUAGAGUAGAAGGUACUGUUAAGAGGGACAGGAGGUGUAUGAUAGCUGAGUGCAUUACAGUGAUAGAGAACAAUUGUUUUCACUCCCCCUCCUGUCUCCCUUCCACCUCUAGAUGCCAUCGGUGCAGGGCCUUUCCCCCAGCAGAGGGCCUGAGUCUGGGGGCACCAAGGUGACCAUCAUGGGGGAGAACCUGGGUGCUGGCAGCAGUGUCACCGUCCUCUUUGGGAACCAGACCUGCGAGUUCUACGGGUAAGUGAGAGACCCAUCUCACCCCCUCUCCUACUUACACUGACUAGUUCAUUUGUGGUAGUUUAAUUGUCUGCUGUGGCUCGGUAUAGGGCUCCAGAGUGGCGCAGCGGUCUAAGGCACUGCAUCUCAGUGCUUGAGGAGUCACUACAGACCCCCUGGUUCGAUUCCAGGCUGUAUCACAACCGGCCGUGACUGGGAGUCCCAUCGGGUGGCGCACAAUUGGCCCAGCGACGUCCGGGUUUGGCCAGUGUAGGCCGUCAUUGUAAAUAAUAAUUUGUUCUUAACUGACUUGCCUAGUUAAAUAAAGGUAAAAUAAAAAAAUAAAAAAUACAUACUGUAUUACUCUCCGAUCUCUCCUCCUGUGGAAAACAGAGAAGUUAGAAGAAAGAAAAGCCAUUUGUAAUGGUUUUCAAAACUUCAGUCUUAAUAAAUACAGGUAAAUUAUGUAAAUUGUGCUGUUACCCAGUGGGAUCUCUCUCUCUCUCUCUCUCUCUCUCUCUCUCUCGCUCUCUCGCUCUCUCUCUCUCUAUUGCACUCUUUCUCUCUCUUGCUCUCUCGCUUUCACUCUUUUUCAUCUAAGUGAGAGCCCCCUAGGGGCAUCUCUCCUUCUCUCCCAGUCAGAAACGUGUGCAAUUCUUAAUAAGGUUUUGAUGACCCACUGCAUCAAACCUCUUUAAUAAUAGACCCCAGACAACCUUAUGCUCCCCUGCCCGGGAUUUUUUCCCUUUUUCAGUUACCUUUACUUUUUUUUAUUUGAUCUGCUCUCUCUUGCUUCCUUUUCAUCUCUCUCUCUCUCUCUCUCUCUCUCUCUCUCUCUCUCUCUCUCUCUCUCUCUCUCUCUCUUUCUAUAUAUCUAUCUUUCUCUCCCGCCCUACCUGUCUCUUUCAUGCUCUCCAUCUUGCUCCCUACCCCUCUCUCUCUCUCCAUCCCUCCCUCCCUCUCAUCUCUCUCUCCCUCUAUAUCUAUUUAAAGCGGUGCAGCGUAAGGGAAGGGCGGAGGUCUCAUUGUAAUGCUGUAAGAUUGAGGAGUCAAGGCAGCUUUAAUGAGAUCUGGGCUAAUUGUUCUCUCUGUGAUUCUGACCGUGGAGAGAGAGAGAUGAGAGGAGAGGAGGAUGGGGGAUUGCUAAGGAACAGGGCUAGUUUCAGUGGGUGGGCAGGUAGUGCAGGGAUCCAUAGAGAGGGAUGGAGAAAGGUGAAGAAAUAUGAUUAAAGAAGAGAUGCAGACAUUGAAUGUAUGUUGGCAUAUGUGUUUGUGUGUGUGUGCAGGCGGACCAUGACAGAGAUUGUGUGUUACUCGGCUCCCUCCCUGACUGGGGUGGGUUCGGUGCAGAUCAGUGUGAGUGUGGACCGGGCCCAGGUCAAGGAGAGCCUGAGUUUUGACUACAUCGAGGACCCCACCGUACAGCGCAUCGAGCCAGAGUGGAGCAUCGCCAGGUAACAUCAACACCUCCACUCCUAGAUAUGAGCAUCAGUAACUGGACCCACUCUACUCCCUAGUCCUUCAUAGAACCCACCAUCAAACUAAUCCCACCAGCACUGCUAGUUAACAGCAAGAGUUGGCUUGGGUGAGUCAGUGUUAGAUAGUGCAGAGCUGUAGUCAGACAACAGCCAGACGUAGUAGUGGUAGUGAUUGUGAUUGGGAAGCAUCGCUGCAGCAUCUCCCAGGCAGGCGGAGUUUGUAAUGUAAUUCAAGAAAGGGAUGAUGAGGGAUGAUGAGGGAUGAUGAGGGAUGAUGAGGGCUGAGAGAGAGAGAGAGAGAGAGAGAGAGAGAGAGAGAGAGAGAGAGAGAGAGAGAGACGAGAUAGCGAGAGAGAGGAGAGACGCGAGAGAGAGAGAGGAGAGAGGACUGUGAACAUGUGGCAGAGGUGUGAGAGUGGAGCAGAUGGCAGCUGAGAGUUUAGUCUGGAAGAGAAGACAGAGCAGCAUGUCUUCCAUCCCUCCCUCCGCUGAGAGACAGAGAGAAGAGGGGAGGGGCACCGCAUUGUUUAGUCAAACUUAUUCUCUCUUUUCUGAAGCGAGAGCACCACCCCAUUCCUUCUCUCAGCCCUGGGAAUCAAAAGGGCUGCCAGGGUGCAGUGUACAUAAACACAACCCAGGAAUGCGUAGCUAAGAUCAACAGGGAGGACUGAGAUAUAUGUGUGUCAUGCAUUAGAUCAAACACAUGAGUAUCUUUUACCUGGCGCACAGCUAUGUAACACCCUAUCUCCGUUUUGUUCAGUGGAUCUCAGAAUAACUCUUGUUUUACUACAGAGCCGCUAGACUGUAGGUGAUGAUACUGCAGUAGCACCAUACACAUACAUAUUCUGAUUACUCUUUGACUUUCUGUCUAUGUGAUGCUCAUCUAGUGCUCCCAGCAGCCCUGGCUAGCCUGGUCACUAAUAUAACACACUGAACUUCAGCUCAGCCGCAAUAACAGUCCCGAUCACGAUAACGUCCUGUCCGUCUGUGUUGUUUAGGUCAGCACGGCCUGGCUUUUUUUGUUGAGCCACGUACCUACGACCGCUGCAAACUAACUAGCGACCUCGGCGCCGCAGCUAGCUGUGUUUGAUUGUCAGUUAAAAGCAUCUUUAAUCAUUUAUUUACCUCAAAAGCCUAUUAUCUUCUGAAAACGCCUUGUCAAAGAACAAGUUAGUUUGAAGCUUUUUUUAUUUAUCUGAGGUAAAAACGUUUCCACAAAGGGUUGUGCAGGGUAGGAAGUUUUGGAGAGAAGGUCUUGUUGUUGGCUGGUGUGUUUGUUUGUAAAACUUCUCUCUAUCUCUGUGUUUGUGUAUGUGUGUGUGUGUGUGUGUGUGUGUGUGUGUGUGUGUGUGUGUGUGGGAAACAGCGGCCACACUCCUCUGAUGGUGACAGGAACUAAUCUGGAUGUUGUGCAGGAGCCCAGGAUGCGCGUCAAAUACGGCGGCCGCGAGUCUGUC